CAUCUUAACCUUUCUCCCCCUUAUAAUUCUCUUAAACUCCGUUUCUGCUCUUCGAUCAUCGUCUAUAGUCCCUCUCUGCAAUUCAUCUUCUUCCUCCAAGCUCGGGAACUCCAACGGCUGAUUAAUCGGUGGGAAUAGAAAAUGUAUUUUGGUGGAUAUGGAUAUCAUGGAAUGUCAUUCGAGCAGAAAUAUCGAUGUUACCCUGCAUCUUUUAUAGAUAAGCCACAGAUAGAAAGUGGUGGUAAAAUUAUAAUGCCUCCCUCAGCCCUUGACCGCCUAGCUUCUCUUCAUAUUGAUUAUCCCAUGUUGUUCGAACUUAGUAAUCCUGCUGCUCAGCGGGUCUCCCAUUGUGGAGUUCUGGAAUUCAUAGCUGAAGAGGGCAUGAUCUAUAUGCCAUAUUGGAUGAUGGAAAACAUGCUAUUACAAGAGGGAGACACUGUGCAGGUGAAAAAUGUGACUCUUCCGAAGGGAACAUAUGUAAAACUACAGCCCCAUACAACAGACUUCUUGGAUAUUUCAAACCCAAAAGCCAUCUUGGAGACAACACUAAGGAACUUUUCCUGCUUAACCACUGGAGAUAGUAUCAUGGUGGCAUAUAAUAAUAAGAAAUAUUACAUAGAUAUUGUAGAGACAAAGCCUUCUAAUGCUAUAAGUAUCAUUGAGACAGACUGUGAGGUGGAUUUUGCACCUCCUCUUGAUUUCAAAGAACCAGAAAAGCCUGUUGCACCUGUUCCCCUGGGCAAGGCAGCAGCUGAAGUUCAAGAAGCUCCAGUAGAGCCUGAACCAAAGUUCAACCCCUUCUGUGGAGUAGGUAGAAGGUUGGAUGGAAAACCUCAGAAGUAUGAGCCUCCACCAGUUUCAUCCUCGGGGUCCAAAGACAAGCAACCUGUUAACCGUGGUAGUGGGCAGCCUUCUGCAGGGUCUAGUUCACAAAGCUCUUCUCGUCAGUCUCAGGGGAAGCUCGUUUUUGGUUCAAAUGUAAAUCGAUCUCCUAAGGAAACACAAAAGGAAGCUGCAAAAGCCACUAAACAGGAGGAGCCAAAGAAAGAAGAGCCGAAGUUCCAGCCUUUUUCAGGGAAAAAGUACUCUUUGAAGGGAUGAAUGAAUUCUUUGAGAUGGGUGUCUCUGGUCUUAAUCUUGUUCUGCUUCAUUUGUCCUUUUGUGGAUCAGGAAAUACAAAAGAAUUAUAUUUGACUUAGAUCUGUAUCAUCAAAAGACAAUAGGAAGUCUUCCUUUCAAAGUGAAGAAAAAUACAUUUAACUUA
Messenger RNA from Vitis vinifera (wine grape), 1264 nucleotides. RefSeq lists its product as uncharacterized. The record is from RefSeq and is a predicted model, not a curated record. The transcript has 10 exons. The coding region runs from base 142 to 1101 and encodes 319 amino acids. NCBI's taxonomy places the organism in Eukaryota, Viridiplantae, Streptophyta, Magnoliopsida, Vitales, Vitaceae. Gene Ontology annotation, cellular component: VCP-NPL4-UFD1 AAA ATPase complex. Gene Ontology annotation, molecular function: polyubiquitin modification-dependent protein binding.